AUGCUUCAUAGUGGUUAUGAAUAUUCAGCUGGUAAUUAUACAUUCAAAAUUAAAUGGUCAGCAUUAAGUGAUCAGCCACAUGAUUAUAGACUUGAAACGUGUGGUGACUGCAAAUGUGGCUGCACUCGUUGUAAGUGCUAUUACAAAAAAUUAUCGUGUACACUGUUUUGUAAAUGUGAUCGAGAUGUUUGUCUUAACCGAAACAUAUAUGGUUCGUCAUCUCAACAAUUAAGAAAAGAAGGUUUAAGCAAGUUGAAAUUAACAACAAGUACCGUUCAAGAAGAUAAUGAAUAUGAUGAAAUAUCGAUCGUCUCCCAAUGCAGCAACAUCAACAAUACAAAUGCUGCUGAAAUUGAGUUUGACACGGUUUCAAAUCAAUCAUACAUAGAUUCUCAGAUUGAAUAUGAAAAUGAUGAUGUAUUGCAGCCAGUCAAACGUCCUUCAUUCUCAAGUACAACACAUGAUCAUACAUACUGCUCCAAGAACGAUGUUGAAUUAGUAGCAUCCAAACGUCGAAGACUAUCAUCAACAUCUUCAAUUUGUACUGACAGUCAACUCAUGCUUGAAUCACCACGUGCACAUUCUUCUCCAAAAAGCGAUAGAACGAUAAAUACUGCUACAUCAUCAAGUUUUAGAACACCAUUAGCACCAACAACUUCAACACCUCGUCAAUAUGCUCAUUUUCGAAAAUUCUUUGGGAAGAGAAAGACUCAUAGUCAACCUAAUAUAACAUGUGUUUUUUUUUCUUAUAUAAUUUAUCUCUAUUUGUCGUCAAUCCAAUGUUUUUCAUUUUAA
Messenger RNA from Rotaria sp. Silwood2, 795 nucleotides. The record is from the annotation of a GenBank genome assembly. NCBI's taxonomy places the organism in Eukaryota, Metazoa, Rotifera, Eurotatoria, Philodinida, Philodinidae.